Molecule: messenger RNA, 982 nt
Organism: Eurytemora carolleeae
Lineage: Eukaryota; Metazoa; Arthropoda; Copepoda; Calanoida; Temoridae
Exons: 8
Coding region: 41-982 (313 amino acids)
Source: RefSeq, a predicted model, not a curated record
UAUUUGUGAUGUUCAAUAUAUUGAUGCUGGAUAGACAGAUAUGAGGAUAGAUAACCAACGAUGUUCUCCGGUUAAACGAGACGUAUGCGACGGAGGAAGGUGGAAAGUAACAGCUGAGACCCAGACUAGGCCUCGGGGGAAGAGGAAGCAGAAUACUGUUGUAAACUCCCAGGUUCAAACCCUCGGUGAAUAUCUUGUCAAACCAAAGAGAUUGAAACAGGAGAAGAUGUCCCAAGGAUCACAGUGCAGAAUAUCCCCCCCAAAAAAGCUCCUAACAAAAAAGGAUAGUCAAGAUAGAUCGGAAAUGACAACUCAGACAAUUGAUAUGACAGCUCUAGAUUUAGAUUUGAAUAAUGAGAUAAACUGGCAGGAUUUCUGGCCAUUAAUGCGGAACACUAAUGGGACACAGACAAGUCCACGAGCUAGAUUUAUGAGAAUUUUAUCUGAAGAUUCUGAACCUGAUUCUCCUCCAACACUCGAACAUUUAGAAACUCUUCCAUCCUUUCAUCCUUCUCCCCCUGUAUCUAUUCAUCAUCCUGCCAUUCAUCACUCUACUCAUUCAUCGUCUCAUCCCCAGGCUAUGUCCCUCCAACCUGUCACAGCUCCCCCUGUAUUAAACACUGAUAUGAGCUUACAAACUGAAGAUCUUCUGCUGGCGGUCAGCUCGUCAGCUGAUCCUACUCUAGGAUCCAACCAGAGAGCAGGGAAACGCCCACCAGUCUGCUCCUCCUCCACCAGUCCUGGCCAGGGAAUAGAUUCUAAGGGUUUAAAGAAUAAGUUUGGAGAAGUUCGGCAGUUUUCUACUGAGACUCAGACAGAUCUAGAGCAGAGCAUAGCAGAGCUAACAUGGAACCAGGAUCAGGAUGGGUUAGAGCUAGAUCUACUAGGAGUAGAAAACCUUCUUUCUCAUAUAGAAACCCAGACUCAUGAGGAUCUUCUACUCUGUACUAACACUUUCACACAGGGGCGUAUUCAAGUUUAA